GGGAAGCUCCUCGAUAUCUUUAAUAUAUCCCUGGUCCCUCAUCUUUGUCCUUAGUGUGGCUUGAAUCGCUAUCGCGUACUGUGAUACAGAGACGUUGUUUCCACGCAGAUCCCCUAACUCUCCUUAAUCUACCCACCAGUCAUGGGAGACUUUGGCCCACCCGUAGCGGUACCCGAGACGGAGGUACCUGGUCUUGCUCCGUCAUCUUUGACAGAUCCAGAUGAAGUCUCGGUACUAGUGACAGGAUUUGGACCGUUUAAAACCAACCUCGUCAAUGCCUCAUAUUUGAUUGCCUCCUCUCUACCACAGUCACUUGACCUUCCUUCGGCGAAGCCGUCUGGAUCCGGGCCUGCUUCUCGCCGAAUUUCAAUUCACGUGCACCCAUCUCCCAUUCCUGUCGCCUACUCAACAGUGCGAACAGCCAUUCCAGCCAUCCUAGAGGAUUAUGCCGAGUCCCAUGGAGGUCGACGACCAGACAUCGUGCUCCAUAUGGGCAUAGCGGCCACAAGAUCAUACUAUUCAAUUGAGACCAAGGCACAUCGAGAUUCUUACCAUUUGUCCGAUGUCAAAGGCAGAAUCGGUUAUGAAGAUGGAGAGAAGGUAUGGAGGGAGCACCAGCUCCCGCCAGUGCUCCAGGCUGGUCCUGCGACGGAUCCCACAGGCAUAGUACAGAAGGGUCUCAACCCCCAGCCGCCCAAUGUCGACUUCCUCAGCACAUGGAAGUCCUUUGUAUCUCCCGGCGCAGACGUUCGGAUAUCAGAGGACGCUGGACGCUACCUCUGCGAGUUCAUCUUUUAUACAAGCCUGGCACAGGCGUUUCAACAAGGCCAGCACAGAAACGUUGUGUUCUUCCAUGUGCCUGGAUCUUGUGCCGACGAGGACAUUGAGAGAGGGGCAGAUAUUGCCGCCGGAUUGAUCAAAGCUCUUGUAACAAGCUGGGCUAGCGGGCAGGUAUAGAGAGGCAUCCAGGUUGCUAGUAUCUUUUUGCAAAGCAAGAACAUGAGCACUGGGCGAGAUAUAUACUUGCAUUUCUAUGGCGCGGUGCACUAUCCGGGUUCCAGAUGCGCUUUUGGUUACAGUCACUCAAUUCUCGAGUGAUCAUUUGUUCUUAGGGGACUACUUUCCCUGGGUCGUUCACGUUGAGUUAUACAUGUUUAUCAGGAUUCGGAUACAUUAUCUACCCUCUGACUACUAUUGAUGAAUAUAAACAGUUAUCGAGCCUGA
Aspergillus pseudonomiae is the source of this 1224-nucleotide messenger RNA. RefSeq names its product putative pyroglutamyl peptidase type I. Gene Ontology annotation, cellular component: cytosol. Bases 142 to 957 code for a protein of 271 amino acids. The transcript is spliced from 2 exons. Gene Ontology annotation, biological process: proteolysis. The record is from RefSeq and is a predicted model, not a curated record. Gene Ontology annotation, molecular function: pyroglutamyl-peptidase activity. Lineage: Eukaryota; Fungi; Ascomycota; Eurotiomycetes; Eurotiales; Aspergillaceae.